AUGAGCAAAUUUGACAGGAAUGCCCUCUGGCUACAUUUCUGUCUUGUUUUUAUAGACUUCAUAGGAUUGUCCAAAGACUUAGCAGUGCUGAACUGUAAGGUGCUCAAUGAGAAGUCCCCUUACGCCGUGUCAGGCGUCUAUUGGAUAGAUCCUGAUGGCGGUUCCCGUAGUAACGCUUUCCAGGUCUACUGCGACCAGCAAACAGACGGAGGGGGUUGGACGCUAGUUUACAGUUACACUUUCACUACCUACUCAAGCUUCUGGACCGGCCGAAACGCUGUCACUCCGCGCCCAUCUUGGUCAGCUAGCGGCGCUAACGUUCGAGUGUCUAAAACAGUUCCACUGAGCGAGACGCAGUAUGAGGCCAUGGACUUUUCUUUGUGGCGCAGCAUUGGCAAGGAAUUCCUGAUCAAGAGCAACAUCGACAACUGGAUUGCAUGCAAGGAAGGUUCUGGUAGCAUAGUGCAACACAAGAAGGGGUCACUUUCUUGUAAACUGGUGAAGCAGGUUUCUAAUCAGUGCACUGGAACGGUACCAAAAUUUAUGAGUCUUCCCAGUCGCAGACCUCUCCUCACUGCUGGAAGUACUUAUUACUACUUUGACGGGGACACAAGAAUUAACUCACCAACUCAUGAUCCUUGUGGUAAAAAUCGACCAAACCAGUUGAGAAACGUGCAAAACCCACAUGGAAACAUUUUUGUGCGCUGA
Pocillopora verrucosa is the source of this 708-nucleotide messenger RNA. RefSeq lists its product as uncharacterized. Gene Ontology annotation, molecular function: oligosaccharide binding; extracellular matrix structural constituent. Lineage: Eukaryota; Metazoa; Cnidaria; Anthozoa; Scleractinia; Pocilloporidae. The record is from RefSeq and is a predicted model, not a curated record.